AUGCUCAUCCGUUGCCUUCUUCCAAUGGACCUCAACACCGGACCCUUGGCCAAAAAGUCGUCAACGCUGUGCUCUCUGCUGCUGCUGCUCACCAUCGCACUUGCAGUUCUCGGACAGGUCAACAGCGAAAAAGUCGGAUUCGGCAAGCACACAAAGAUAAACAACGACACAGUGACGCUCACCGACAAGACCAUAAUUGCCAACAAUACGUACUUCAACUUUACUAGUUGUCGCUUCAAGGAGCUGUAUCCGGACGCCUGCGAUGUUUCAAUCAAAGACGGCUACAUCGAGCUUCGGUACAACUACGGCAGCAAAGGAUGCACUGUGGACCUGCUCAGCACUAACGCGGCAAACAUCAACGCGAUCAAGUUCAAAGCCGGAGUGCGAGGAGACGCAAAAGGAGGACUCAGCAAAUGCCUUGAUGAAACUACCCGCUUCAGGGACAGCUAUAACAACACCCUGCCUUUCGUCUACAGCGCGAGCAGCGCUUUCAUAGAAGAGCUCAACAAUCGUAAACAUAGGAAUUCUGAGGGUGACUGCAGCAAUGAUUGUAAAGCAUUCGAUGGGAUUUGCAUGAAUCGAACAUCUCUUCAAGUCUCAUGGAGCAAGUCUGGGAAUAUGGUCUAUGGUUACACACAUUUAAUUGGAGAAGAUCAAACCCUUGGUCUUAAGCGGAACAGAACGAGCGUGAAUGACAGUGCGACCUUCGAUCUGGAGAUAAAUAGCGGCGGCUUCAUUUUUGGCGGAGAGCACUCCAAUCCUUCGACGGCGGCCGUCUGCGUAUCGAGGGAAAAUCCCAUUGGCGAACCCAAAGCAUGGACUAUAAAGGAUGGAAAGCACAGGGACAAACACUUGCUCGUCUUCAGCCUGCUCCGACAAACCUCUUCUCUCAUCUACAAGGGCCCUUUUCUCACAAAGGAUCAUCCGAACGGACCGCAUUGUGAACUCUUCAUUCGAUUUCUUUCUAAUAAUUUCGUUUUUCAUAGGAUACAAACGACUACAGCCUGUUGA
Meloidogyne enterolobii is the source of this 1011-nucleotide messenger RNA. The record is from the annotation of a GenBank genome assembly. NCBI's taxonomy places the organism in Eukaryota, Metazoa, Nematoda, Chromadorea, Rhabditida, Meloidogynidae.